AUGUUCUUCCCCACCUUCACCACCUUUACCGCCGUCCUCCUCGCCUUGUCCGGUACGACCCAAGCUAUCGGCGGGAACGCCCACGCAUUGGGCCACGGUAACCGACCCCGUCGAGCGCAACACUUUGGCCGUCAAGCUCAGGAUCAGCCUCAACCUCCUCCCGGAGCCAAGGUCUACACGACCCACAUCGCCAAGCCCGAAGGGUACCCGAACGGCAACUCGUCUCAUGUCGAGGUCGAUGGGGAGAUGGUCAGGAGGGGAGAAGGCGUGGUCGAUCUGGAAGCUAGGGGAGGACCUGUGGGCAAGAGGGCGUUUAGCGGGAUGAGGGCUACUUAUUACGCCAUCGGACUGGGAGCUUGUGGGCAGUACGACUCUGAGCCGGCUUACAUCGUCGCGCUCAACUCGGCUCAGUACGGAGGUGGAUACCCCGGACCUCAGUGUUUCAAGAGUAUCACCAUCACCGGUGGAAGCAGGAACGGACAUGCCGUCGCUACCAUCAAGGACGAGUGCCCGACUUGUCCUUAUGGAGGGCUGGAUAUGAGUGAAGCUCUGUUUAGCAACUUCGCUUCCGCCGACGAGGGUGUCGCCACGAUCACCUGGUGGUUCAACGACGAGGCCCCUCCCGCUCCCGCGCCUACCACUUCGAGCACCCCUGCUUGGACCCCGGCCCCGGAGCCUACCACUUCGUCUACCCCGGCUUACACCCCUCCUCCUUCGCCCAGCACGACCCCGGCUUACACUCCUCCUACCAGUUCGUGGACUCCUCCUCCCACCACGAGCUCGGUUUGGACUCCUCCUGCCGAGACUUCCACCUCGUCGUCUUACGUCGCUCCUCCUCCUUCGAGCUCAUCUUCGUCUGCCACGCCUACUCCUUCGUCUUCGUCGAGCACUCCGGCGCCUUCCUCGUCGGCCUCGUCCUCUUCGUCUUCAUCGGCCGUCUCGAGCAGCGCCGUCUCGUCCUCCCGAGCUUCGACCGCGACCUUCUCCAUGAGCUCUUUGGCUCUCGGCAAGGCUGCCGCUUCGUCCACCGCCGCCACGGGCACCAGGACCAACACGGCUGCCGGUGCCAGCGCGACCGAGACCGCCUCUGGUGUGGAGAACUAUACCGGAGCUACCGGCAACUUGGAGAUGUUGAGCGACGUCACUUUGCAGUUGGGCAACAUGGUCGUCAUGAGCGCUCAGCAGGCUCAGUGA
This is a messenger RNA of Filobasidium floriforme, 1194 nucleotides long. RefSeq lists its product as uncharacterized. Bases 1 to 1194 code for a protein of 397 amino acids. The transcript is spliced from 6 exons. NCBI's taxonomy places the organism in Eukaryota, Fungi, Basidiomycota, Tremellomycetes, Filobasidiales, Filobasidiaceae. The record is from RefSeq and is a predicted model, not a curated record.